AUGUCAGCUGACCCUCCCGAGCGGCGGGUGAACCCUUACGACAAGCAGGCAUACACCUUCCAGGAGCUCACGGACCACUACCAGGGCCGCUACUCCGCGGAGCAGGUGAAAGAGCUAUGGGAUCUUCGUAUGCCCGUGGUGUUGCCCAAGCUUCUGGAGACCGCCUCAGAAGAGCAGCGCCGCGACCGCGACUUCGUGCUGCGGGCGGUGCAGCUGCGGGGCCCAGAGCUGCGCCACGCGGCCUCGGAGCUGCGGAGGGACCAGCAGCUGGCGCUGGCGGCGGUGCGCCAGGACUGGAUUGCUUUGGACUACGUCGCGGAAGACUUGUACCAGGACCGCGACGUGAUCCUCGAGGGUUUGAAGCAGGAUUGGGAGGCCAUCACCUACGCUGCAGCGGAGCUCCAGAGAGAUGAGGAGGUGGCCGUCGCAGCCUUGAAUCAGUCUGUCAUGGCUUUGCAGUGCAUCCCGCAGGACCUCUGGUCCUCCGAGGGCCCGGUGCGCCAGGCGCUGCUGGCGGCUGCGUUUCGCAGCCCGGAGCCGCUGAAGCACUGCCCGGAGGCGAUCCGCUCAGAUCGCGAGGUGAUGCUGAAGGCGCUACGGAAGAACUCGAAGCUGGACUUAGUGGCGCCAGCGCUGCUCCGGGACCGCGGCUUCGCGCUGCAAGCGGUGCAGGGCAACUGGGAGGUCUUAGAGCUUUUGCCGGUUCACUACACGGAAGACCGGGAGAUCGUGCUGGCUGCGCUGGAGCAGAGCCCAUACUCGCUGCGCCUGGCCAGCCAGGAGCUCCGCGGCGAUGCGGAGCUUGUGCUGAGCUGUGUGCAGAAGGCCGCCGGCGCGCUGCGCUACGCCGCACCUCACCUGCUGGAGCACAAGGAGGAAAUCCUGGCGGCAGCGGUACGGCAAGACCCCUUGGGCUGCUUGCGACAAGCCUCCGAGGCACUCAAAGAUGACCAGGACCUUCUACUGAUCGCCGUCGCGGCGAACGGGGCGGCGCUGCAAUAUGGCUCCGAGCGCAUGCGCAACGAUCGCCAGGUGGUGAUGGCAGCUGUUCUGCAGUGCGGCCAUGCCCUGGAGUUUGCCUCCGAGGAGCUGCGAAUGGAUCGCGAGGUGGUGCUAACCGCUGUGCGGCAGAACAAGGGCGCCAUGGCCUUCGCAUGCCAGGACCUGCGUUCGGACCUGGAAGUGCUGCGCACUGCGCGGGCCGGCGAGGAGUGCGGGCCAGGCUCGAACUUCCCCUACGCCACCCAAGUGGUCAGGAAGUUGAACGAGGCGCCUCUUGAGCUGCUCAAGCUCAGCGAGGAGGACCUGGGAAAGCCUCCAGCAGAUCUGGAGGAGAAGAUGAUGACGAUUGGCUUUACCACCAUCUUCGAGUACCUCUUCUUGCUCCGUGAGUGCUGCCAGGCACUGAACCAAGCAGGCAAAGCUGGCGUGGUGCUGCUUGCUGCGGCCGUCUCUGACUUCUAUGUGCCAGAAUCAGACAUGGCCAAGGACAAGAUUCAAAGUCGAGCGCACGACGGGCUCACUGUGCAGCUGCGGAACGUGCCCAAGCUGUUAGGCGCGGUGCGGCUUUGGGCACCUGAGGCGUUCGUCUUGUCUUUCAAGCUGGAGACAAACCCGAACAUUCUGCUGGCAAAAGCUGCAGGAGCCCUGAAGAAGUACCAAGUGGAUGCGGUGUGCUCCAACGUCUUGCAGACGAUCCGCGACUGGGUCACCAUCAUCGAGUUUGAUUCGGCCACGAGCAUCGAGGUGCCGGAGAUCACCGGGGAUGAGACGGAGCCCAUUCAGGUCUCGGGCGUGAGCAGCCUGCGUUUGGAGCGGGGCGACAACCGUAGUGUGGAUGUGCCAUUAGUGAAGGCAGUGGUCAACAUGCACAGCGCCAAGAUGAGCCGCUGA
This is a messenger RNA of Effrenium voratum, 1893 nucleotides long. The record is from the annotation of a GenBank genome assembly. Lineage: Eukaryota; Dinophyceae; Suessiales; Symbiodiniaceae.